CCAUGAGAAGUGCGUUUUACCAGAAAGUCACAAGACUUUAGCGGCAGCGAAACACGGAAAGUGGCGUAGUUCACAGACGUUGCUACGUCCAGUUGAAGUCGUUCCCGUGUUUCGCUGUCGCUAAAGUCUUGUGUGGUACGAUCAGACUUUCACAUUCCUUCGCAUGAGAUACUGAUAUCGCUAAUCUACUGUUGCCUUCCCGAAUGAACUACGAUAAAGAGUCACACAAUAGCUGUUCAGUGCAGUGAAUGUGCGUUCGUGAUGAUUGGAUACGUACUGAUUUCCACAGCAGUAUUCCUUCUGCUGCUAAAGCUGUAUAACAAAUGCACUAUAGGAGUUUGUCAAAGUCAAAGAUUAUUGCAUGGAAAAACUGCAAUUGUUACCGGUUCAAACACAGGUAUUGGAAAGGAGACUGCAAGAGACUUAGCAAAAAGAGGUGCUCGAGUAAUUUUAGCCUGUCGUGAUCAGCAGAAGGGCCUGGAAGCUAGAGAUGAAAUUAUAAGAAGCACAGGAAAUAAAAAUGUGAUUCUACAUCUGGUUGACUUGAGUUCUCUAGCAUCUGUGAGAAAAUUUGCAGAGAACAUAAAAAAGUCAGAGAACUGUCUGGACAUAUUAGUAAAUAAUGCUGGUGUUGGAGGCCUCCCACCAAAGUUCACAAAGGACAAUCUACUAAUUGGGAUGCAUGUUAAUCAUUUUGGACCUUUCCUUCUAACACUUCUAUUACUAGAUCUUCUGAAGAAGUCUGCACCAAGCCGAAUUGUAAUGGUAUCAUCAGUAGCACACAAAUAUGCUAAACUCAGUGUAGAUACUAUAAAUGAAAAAGAUAAUAAUGGUGUGAGGGUUUAUGCAAAUAGUAAGCUUUGCAAUAUCUUGUUUGCCAAUGAACUGUCACGCAGACUAAAGGGGACGGGAGUCACUGUGAACAGUUUGCAUCCAGGAAUAGUUAAGACAGAUAUUCUUCGAAGAUUGCCUAGAUUCAUUAUGUUGACUAUAAAUUACCUAUUUGGACAUUUUGGAAAGACAGCAUAUGAAGGGGCACAAACAAGUAUUUACCUUGCUGUGUCUGAAGAUGUCGAGGGUGUAACUGGAAAAUAUUUUGCAGAUUGCAAGGAGGCACAGACGUCUUCUUCAGCACAAGAUGAAGAGCUAGCUAGAAAAAUAUGGAUAAAAAGUGAAAUACUAGUUGGCUUAAAGCCAGAGGAGAAGUACUGGUGAAAAAAUAUACAAAAGAACAAGUAAAUUUAUGCCUUCUUAGGGUUUUAUAAAUGAUUUUAUAAUACCAUGCGUACAGUUUUAUCUAGCUUUCAAAUAACUGUUUUCUCUUAUAAGUGACACAUCUUUGUAGGAGAAUAAGAACUUUGCUGCAAAGAGUAAAUGAAAGUUUGAGACUUAGGGACAACUGUAAACGUAAAAUCAUUUAUUGAUGUCAUAUACGAAGUACUUAAGAAUAAAUAAAAGUGGUCAGUCAGAACA
This is a messenger RNA of Schistocerca piceifrons (Central American locust), 1473 nucleotides long. RefSeq names its product retinol dehydrogenase 14-like. The coding region runs from base 262 to 1215 and encodes 317 amino acids. The record is from RefSeq and is a predicted model, not a curated record. NCBI's taxonomy places the organism in Eukaryota, Metazoa, Arthropoda, Insecta, Orthoptera, Acrididae. The transcript has 7 exons.